Messenger RNA from Hansenula anomala, 874 nucleotides. RefSeq names its product protein-lysine N-methyltransferase (gene EFM5). The coding region runs from base 222 to 836 and encodes 204 amino acids. The transcript has 2 exons. NCBI's taxonomy places the organism in Eukaryota, Fungi, Ascomycota, Saccharomycetes, Phaffomycetales, Wickerhamomycetaceae. The record is from RefSeq and is a predicted model, not a curated record. Gene Ontology annotation, molecular function: protein-lysine N-methyltransferase activity.
AUCGAUUACAGAACCAAAAUGGCUGAUCAAGAUGACGAUUUGUAAGUUAUGGAUGUAUUUAUUGGGUUUGGAAUUAUUAUUGACCUUAUUUUCCGUUUUUCAGAAAGCUUUCUGCUAGUACUUUAGCUGCAUUGUUAGAAUUUUCUAAAGAAGAGGAACAACGUCAAGAAGAAUUUGAAAGACUUCAAAAAGUUGCUCAAGACAAGUAUGAAGAGACACAAAUGAAUAAAGUUUUGGAGGAGAAAGGUAUGGAACUAUUCCAAGAAGACUGGGGUCUUUCACAGUUUUGGUACUCUGAUGAUACUGCUAAUUUGUUAGCUGAUGAAUUACUCGAGGGUGCCGAUGAAGACACUGUUGUUUGUGUUGUAAGUGCUCCUUCAGUAUAUGCUGCUAUCAAAAAGAGAGACCCAUCCACACUUCCAACUAAAAACAUCUACUUGUUUGAAUAUGAUAAAAGAUUCAAAGUUCUAGACCCUCAACGUUUUGGAUUUUAUGAUUACAACAACCCACUAGAUAUUCUCCCAGAAAUUAAAGGAAAAGUACACCGUCUGUUGAUUGAUCCCCCAUUCUUACAAGAUGAUUGUCAAACUAAAUCUGCACAAACUGCUCAUGCUUUACUACAUCCUGAUAGAUCAUUGAAGACCAAAACAGGAGAGUUACAAUACCGUUUGCUUUCAUGUACAGGUGAAAGAAUGAAGGAUAUUAUCCGUAAGAAUUACCCAGAUGCAAGACCAACCACUUUCAUCCCAGAACAUGCCAAUGGGUUAAGUAAUGAAUUCUUUUGUUAUGCAUCAUAUGAAGGUAAAAACUGGAAAUUUUUACCAGAAACAAACUAAUACCAGCACUUUGAUUAAUAGACAAGACUAGAAACAGC